Molecule: messenger RNA, 2344 nt
Organism: Drosophila kikkawai
Lineage: Eukaryota; Metazoa; Arthropoda; Insecta; Diptera; Drosophilidae
Gene: CCHa1-R
Product: CCHamide-1 receptor
Biological process (GO): G protein-coupled receptor signaling pathway
Cellular component (GO): plasma membrane
Molecular function (GO): neuropeptide receptor activity
Source: RefSeq, a predicted model, not a curated record
UAGGGCCAAGUGUUCAAGUUCAUGUGCUCCUCCCGUUUGGCGCUGGCGCUGGCAUAUCCUGUUUAAGUCCCAUCUCAUCAUCUCGUGUGCGAGGGGGCCUGGCAUCGCUAACAAGCACGGAAACACAUAAAAACACUUAAACGCAAAUCUAUAAGCUUUGGAUGCAGAUAUGCAGCAGGAGCAGCAGGAGCAGCAGCAGCCUCCAACGAGCCAACGAGCCGUGAAGGAGAUGAAUUAAUCAAGUUGGCUUAAACAAUUUCCAUUUCGUUGGCAAAGAAAUAAAAUUAAACGAGAGAGAAACGAAAGGAAUCAGCAGUAGAAGCCCCACCAGGAUUACUAGGAGAUCCCUCCUCCCCAAUGAUAGCUAACAAUUUGGUGAGCAUGGAAUCGGAACUGGACAUGACGGCGCAGGGGGACCAGGAUCUAGACCUGGACAAGUCUCUGCUCUCCAAUCCCCUUAACAUCACCCAGGCUAUUUGGGACAUGGCCAUGCUGGCCACCUCCACCCAGUGGACGCUCUUGGAUACCGACUUCACUUCGGGUUACGACAACCUCAGCGGUGUGGCGCCUACAGAGACUCCUUACGUGCCCUAUGGCCGAAGGCCGGAAACCUACAUCGUGCCCAUCCUGUUUGCCCUGAUCUUCGUUGUCGGCGUCCUGGGCAAUGGCACACUGAUUGUGGUCUUCCUCAGUGUGCGGCAGAUGCGGAAUGUUCCAAACACCUAUAUUUUAUCACUGGCACUGGCGGAUCUGCUGGUUAUCAUCACCACAGUGCCCCUGGCCUCCACUGUCUACACCGUGGAGUACUGGCCCUUUGGCAGCUUCCUCUGCAGUCUGUCGGAGUUCAUGAAGGAUGUGUCCAUUGGAGUAUCGGUCUUCACGCUGACAGCUUUAUCGGGGGAUCGUUAUUUUGCCAUUGUGGAUCCCCUGAGGAAGUUUCAUGCUCAUGGAGGCGGUAGGCGAGCCACCAGGAUGACCCUGGCCACAGCAGUGUCCAUUUGGCUGCUGGCCAUACUCUGUGGCAUGCCAGCUUUGCUGGGCAGUAAACUCAAGAACUUUGGUAUCAACAAGCAGACCAUUGUCAUCUGCUAUCCUUAUCCGGAGGAGUGGGGCCCCAACUAUCCCAAGACCAUGGUGAUGCUACACUUUCUGGUCUACUAUGCCAUCCCUCUGGUGGUCAUAGCUGCCUUCUACGUGCUCAUUGCCCUCCAUCUCAUGUACUCGGCCAGUGUCCCCGGCGAGAUCCAGGGAGCCGUUCGUCAGGUUCGUGCCCGUCGCAAGGUGGCCGUCACAGUGCUGGCCUUCGUUGUCAUCUUCGGCAUUUGCUUUCUCCCCUAUCACGUCUUCUUCCUCUGGUUCUACUUCUGGCCCACCGCCCAGGACGAUUACAAUGCGUUCUGGCAUGUCCUGCGCAUCGUCGCCUACUGCAUGUCCUUUGCCAAUAGCUGUGCCAAUCCCGUGGCCCUGUACUUCGUCAGCGGUGCCUUUCGCAAGCAUUUCAAUAGAUAUCUGUUCUGCCGUGGAGCCAGCGGAAGACGCAAGAAGCGCGGCCAGCACGACACCUUCUGCAUGCACCGGGACACCUCGCUGACCAGCACCGCCUCGAAGCGCUUCCAGUCGCGUCACUCCUGCUACCAGAGCACCAUACGCAGCUGUCGUCUGCAGGAGACAACGAUAACCACGCUGCCGAACGGUGGCAAUCAGAAUGGUGCCUCCAUCUCGGCCGUGGACCUGGCACCAUUGGCCAUGCCUAUGGUCCCAGCCUCGGGGCACAAUGAGGCACCACCUCCAGGAUAUGAGUUUGCUGCUCUGAACGAGUUUGGUCAGCAGCAGCACCAACGUUCGCACCCACCAAAGUUCCAGGAAUCCUUGUUGAAUUGAAAUUACAGGAUCAGGACUAAAAGUGGGACUUUAACGGAGUUUACAGGAAGUCAGGCAGCGAGACAGACACUCUAUCAAGAUCAAAAAGUAGUUAAAGGUGGCAUAUUUACCUGCUGAGGUUUUUUUAAAUAGAGAAAUUCUUUAGCUAAGAGAAUUUGUUUAGAAAUUAAAGUCAGCUUUGGGCAGGCUUAAAUUAUAUAAAAUCGGUAAAGGCUUCUGCCUAACAAAAUACAGAUUAAAGAAUAUUCAUUGGUUAGAUCGGUUAAUACAGUAACACUCCUGAAAUACUAAAUAAAUCACUCCCAACAGAUGAUUAUUUUGUGCUAAAAAUCAACUAGAAGCUGCUAGUAAACCUUCAUGGAAUGUAAAUACAAACUAAAUGUUUUUUAUGUCAUAGAUUUUAAGCCUAAAUGUAAACUGUGUCUGUUUCAAACUAAAGUAUUGCAGCCGUGGCACGGCUUUA